Messenger RNA from Amoebophrya sp. A25, 438 nucleotides. Lineage: Eukaryota; Dinophyceae; Syndiniales; Amoebophryaceae. The record is from the annotation of a GenBank genome assembly.
AUGGGAAUUACAAGCAGACGCCUUAUCAUGGUGGAGGUGGGUAUUCUAAUCGAGCCUCAGGUGCAGCUGGAGGAACUUGUGGGGGUUGUGAUCAACAGCAGUCGUCGAGCUUUUGCGGGCGUGAGCAAUAUGAUAACGAGAAUUACAACACUGUUGGCAAGGGCGCAGAUCAGCGAGACUCGUGGGGAUUCGGAAGUCGAAGCGGCACAGCAAAUUAUGACAACUACCACUAUAAUUCGGGUUAUGGUCGUGCCGAUGGUACAACAGGUAGUGCUACAACGACACACUUCCAAGGUAAAAACAAAAACAAUGACUAUUCCUACAAUAAUGGUCCAUCGUACAACACCAACGGCAAUAGCAAUUACUACAACAGCAGCUACGGUCGUCGCGAUAACAGUGCCCACCCAGCAGGUCAACAUCGCGGAACAGCAACAAUGA